Messenger RNA from Neomonachus schauinslandi (Hawaiian monk seal), 678 nucleotides. RefSeq names its product aurora kinase A-like. Gene Ontology annotation, molecular function: ATP binding; protein kinase activity. Gene Ontology annotation, cellular component: spindle microtubule; spindle midzone; spindle pole centrosome. The record is from RefSeq and is a predicted model, not a curated record. NCBI's taxonomy places the organism in Eukaryota, Metazoa, Chordata, Mammalia, Carnivora, Phocidae. Gene Ontology annotation, biological process: regulation of cytokinesis; protein phosphorylation; mitotic spindle organization.
AUGAACAUUGCUAGGGUGUUGAAUGUAAGUCAGCUUCACCACCCUUUCCUGGUGGUGCCAGUAUCUUAUGAUGCCACCAGAGUUUACCUAAUUCUAGAAUAUGCACCUCUCGGAGCUGUCUACAGAGAACUUCAGAAACUGUCAAAGUUUGAUGAGCAGAGAACUGCUACUUAUCUCACAGAGUUGGCAGAUGCCCUGUCCUACUAUCACUCAAAGAGAGUCAUUCAUAGAGACAUUAAGCCAGAGAACCUACUCCGUGGAUCGGCUGGAGAGCUUAAGAUUGCAGAUUUUGGGUGGUCAGUACAUGACCCAUCCUCCAGGAGAACCACCCUCUGUGGCACCCUGGAUUACUUGCCCCCAGAGAUGAUUGAAGGCCAAAUGCAUGACGAGAAGGUGGAUCUCUGGAGCCUUGUUCUUUGCUAUGAAUUUCUAGUUGGGAAGCCUCCUUUUGAGGCAAGCACAUACCAAGAGACCUACAAAAGAAUAUCGCGGGUUGAGUUCACAUUCCCUGAUUUUGUGCCAGAGGGAGCCAGGGACCUCAUUUCAAGACCGUUGAAACAUAAUCCCAGCCAAAGGCCGACUCUCAAAGAAGUACUUGAGCACCCCUGGAUCACAGCAAAUUCAUCAAAACCAUCAAGUAGCCAAAAAAGCAAAGAAUCAACUAGCAAACAAUCUUAA